Molecule: messenger RNA, 1102 nt
Organism: Colletotrichum acutatum
Lineage: Eukaryota; Fungi; Ascomycota; Sordariomycetes; Glomerellales; Glomerellaceae
Product: chromosome transmission fidelity protein 8
Exons: 2
Coding region: 237-686 (149 amino acids)
Biological process (GO): mitotic sister chromatid cohesion
Cellular component (GO): Ctf18 RFC-like complex
Source: RefSeq, a predicted model, not a curated record
CCCGUUUAGGAAGGUACACGGGCCGGGAUACGUACCCCCACUACAGCCGCCGUUUUCCACCUCACGUUCAGAUGCGCGACUCCACUGUCAAAGGGUCCCGCUUCACAUUCGCGAUCAAGACUUCCGUACCUCAUAUCACGAACAAACAUCAUUCCUGCCUCUCAGUCAACCUCUCAAUCACGGUUCUUAUCACGUAUAUCGCCAAAUAAAGUAACACAUGACACCUACUCGCGACAAUGUCAUCAGUCAAAAUCCAUCCUCCUAAGAAGGGCUCCUCAGCUUCAGAAAGCCCAUUGCCCCCGCUCAUCAAGACACCCUCUGGACUUGCGCUGCUUGAGAUGCAAGGAACUGUCAACGUGCCUCACUUCAACCCCGACGAGUAUGCCAGCAAAAAGGAGCCGGAGAUUUCCAUUGGCAAAGUGAUAUUCCCUGACUAUCAUCCCGAAACGCAGGAAGAGGGCAGCACGGCCUGGAUGAAGCGCGUCUUCCUCUACGUCGGCCAGCAUCAGAGACUGCAGGGCGAGGUCAAGAAACUGCCGAAGGCCAUGGCUAUCAUCCGGCGAAAGGGAGAUGCCCCCACUGGCGGUGAAGGAGAGUCUGAGGAGGAGCUUGAGAUUGCGGAGAUCGUCAAGUACAAGAUCAUGUUUGGGAACCGGCCAGAGCCCGUUGGUACGGAAAACACAUAGGAGAAGUCUUCAUUAUCGACGGUUCGAGGCCGCCGGGGCGAUCUUUGAAGAAUCACACCACACCGACGAGGCUUGGCAUGUUGUGGCGAGAGGGCGAAGGGUUGCUAAGGACGAUAGCGAUUGCGGCGUUCAUCUCGUCGUGUUGCCACGAUUCCCGACCAGAACAACUAUGACUGGCACGGCAGAUCCCUUGCCGUCUAUAUUUUCCGUGACACUUGUUCAUUGCGGCGGCUCCGGUUUCAUCAUAGCCGGUCAUCAAAAGUAAGACUGCAAAGAUUGUCAACCUCACACUCAUCCCCGCUACAUCUUGGUCAGUGUCAUCACCAGGAGCACAUCUCAUAAGCUCGUAUGUCUUUGCGACAGAAUGACAACUACGGCUCACAAAUCAUACAGCUGCGGUCCGAGGCAUUGGUAGG